Messenger RNA from Amyelois transitella, 4975 nucleotides. RefSeq names its product WD repeat-containing protein 37 (gene Wdr37). Gene Ontology annotation, molecular function: protein binding. Gene Ontology annotation, cellular component: preribosome, large subunit precursor. Lineage: Eukaryota; Metazoa; Arthropoda; Insecta; Lepidoptera; Pyralidae. The transcript is spliced from 9 exons. The coding region runs from base 223 to 1623 and encodes 466 amino acids. The record is from RefSeq and is a predicted model, not a curated record.
CGCAAUUUUUGCUUUACUUUCCGCAUAAUUUUGCGAAUAAUAAUGUGCUAAAAACUUUUAUUUUUGUGUGAGAUCUUUAUAUUAAGUAAAUAUAUCCAUAUCACAUUUGUAAACAAAUAAUAAUAAUUGAUUAGAAUAAAGCGGACAGUUACAAGCUGAUAUUUUUUUUUACAAUACCUUUUAAUGCGUUACUAAAGAUCAUCUUGUUCUGUGCUCGCGACCAUGAAAUCUAGCAAACGAAGACUUCAGGCCCUAACAGAGAACUCCGAUGGAAUGCCCAAUUACCUUAAAAUGGAAGACUCAGAAACAUCGAUCCCUCCAGUAUUUAGGUCUCGCCUGCACGAGCUUUUUUCUCAAAUAGAAAAAGAAUUUGACCUUCUUUAUACUGAGAACUUAAACCUUCAAGAGAAGAUAGACAUUCUCAGUGAGAAGUUAGAAAGAGAAAGUUAUGGAGGAGACCGUCCAAAUUUGGACUACAUAGAAUUUGAAAGCACAGGCAAAACUUCAAAGGCUAAAUUGAGCCAAAGUAAUUCUCAAAAAGUAAAAGCGAGCCACAAACUAAGGGUCCAGACCAGCAAGAUAGUGUCCAGUUUUAAAGCUCCCACAUAUAAUUGCCAGCUUGUGCGGGAGUUCACAGGACAUAAAGAUGGCAUUUGGGAUGUUACCUCAGCAAGACCAGGGCAAGCUCUGAUUGGCACUGCUUCUGCUGACCACACAGCCUGUGUUUGGAGCGUAGACUGGGGGAAGUGCCUCCUUCAAUAUACAGGGCAUCAGGGGUCAGUGAACUCGAUCAGGUUCCAUCCGUCGCGGGACAUCGCUCUCACAAGCAGUGGGGACAACACUGCUCACGUUUGGCAGGCUGCUGUUAACUGGGAUUUGCCUCGUGGCCAGUCUUCCGAAGAAGAAUUAGAAGGUGGUGGCGAAGAGAGUCUCGGAGAAGGCGGCGAGAGGCCAGAAGUCCUGCGAACACCGCUCACAGAACUAAGUGGCCAUCUAGGAGUGGUCGUGGCCGCUGAUUGGCUGACGGGUGGCGAUCACGUGAUCACCGCCUCUUGGGAUCGGACGGCGAAUCUGUACGAUGUUGAGACUGGCGAUUGCUUGCAAGUGUUGACUGGCCACGACCACGAGUUGACUCACGCAUCAGCUCACCACAGCUCUCGGCUAGUGGUCACGGCGUCACGUGACACCACAUUCCGCCUGUGGGACUUCCGCGAGCCCAUACACUCCGUGUCCGUGUUCCAGGGACACACUGAGAGUGUCACUUCAGCAGUAUUCACACGAGAAGAUAAAGUAGUCUCAGGAUCAGAUGAUAGAUCUGUAAAGGUUUGGGACGUUCGCAACAUGCGAUCGGCGCUGGCGACGAUACGUUCGGACUCGUCCGUGAACAGAGUUGGUGUGAGCGGCGCCGGCCUCAUAGCGAUACCGCACGACAAUCGACAAGUCAGGCUGUUUGACUUGCAAGGACAACGGCUGGCUAGACUGCCACGGUCCAGUAGACAGGGCCACCGACGUAUGGUGACAUCAGUGGCAUGGGCGGAAGACAUAUCGAACAUCAACUUCUUCAGCUGCGGUUUUGACCGUCGCAUCCUCGGCUGGUCCAUACAGCCUUCCAAAGAGAACUGAGUAAGCGCCGCCGGUCGAAGGACCUCCAGUUAAAUCUAAACCGUCGAUAAGCUAGAAGAAUUUUAACAUUUGAAAUUAAAAAAAUAAUACCUUAUUAUACUUUUUCUCUAUUACUCAUUUGACUUAUUUGAAAGGUUUGAAAAGAAACAAUUUCUGAUAUUUUUGGUUCUGAGUUGGUUUUCCAUACAUCCAUGGUAACGAUUCUUAGACGAUUCCUAUUCCAAAUAUCUGAUUGAAAUGACCUUUAUCAUCACUACGAUUCUUCAAACUUCGUGAGUGAGUUUGAUGUGUCACGUAAAAAGUAUACCAACCUUGUAUCGUAGACAUAAAGAAGGUGGUCUUUUCUAUGUUAUUAUAUGUAUAUCUUUGUCAAUCUAACAUAUGUAUAAGUUAGAUAAAUUUCAACGAAUUGAUUUUUGUCAGGCUCUUUAUUUAUAGAUAUUUGAGUCACCCCCUUACCCUUAAAGAAGAAAAGAUUUUAAAUUAAAGAAAUACUUCUGGCUUAAUGACUUACACACUACGUUCGCUGAUGGCGUAGUCUCAUCUAUCAUUGAUGAAAGAUUUAAUGGCGUCAUAGACCGGUCAUGAAAUAACAAAAUAUCACAUUUUAUGUUUUAAAUAGUCCUCUUAUAGAAAUAUGCAUUUGUUAUUAUUAUAACAUAUAUCUGUCAAGUGGUUUGUAAGAAAUAGGAUGUUUGUCACUAAUCCAAUAUUAAUUUUAUAUUAUAUGUGCCUGUGUGUAUUAUAUUUUACAGUGGCACGGGUGUAUUUAACUUAACUGAUUUUAAAUACUACUAAAAUAUUAUAAUGGUAUUUGACGUAGUUAAUAUUUCUCUUAAUAAGGGUUCCUCCAAAAACGUAGGUAUAUCCUUCUAAACCUUAUUAUAAAGUUCAAUAUGGCUUCAUCUGAGAAUUUUUUGCAAAAACAUGUGUAAGUGAUUUUGAUAUUUAUAGUCUUAAUAUAUUUGUUUAGUGACAAUCAAUCCUUACCUAUAAGUGUAUCAUUAAUUGUAAUAAAAGAAAAAAGUCUUCUAAAGUGGCUAUUUGAUGGUUGUAGUACCUACUUCAAUUGGUGAUAUUUUCUUAUAGCUGUUUUAUUGGUAUGUAGAUUAUAAAAGUGAGAAAAAAUAUAUUCAAAAUAAUGAAGGAUAUAGACAUUCGAAUAAUGUUUUUUAUUUUUCAUUUUAUAACCUAAUUUUAUUAUAGCACAAUAUUUCAAUAGAUCUAAUAAUAAUGGAAAAUAAUUAUAAUUUUUCAUUUUCUAUUCACAUUUCAUAAUUAAGUUAUGCUUUAGUUGUCAUGUGUAUGUAUUGUUAUAGACAUUAAGCUUGUUGUUGUUUUAGUAGUUUAUUAGUGGUUCUUCGUCCAAUGUUUAGUAUUUAAAUAACUCAGGUUAUCGGGGAAAUGUAUGUGGUGUUGGCCAAAUUAUGUUCUGGAACAUACCCUGAUGCGGAAGGUGAUUUUAUAAUAGUAUAGUGUAUACCUCCAAUAAUUUUGAUGUGUGUCAGUCAUGUUGUGACUAAUAAAUUUACCUCUUUCUUAUUAUCUUAGUGACAACUAUAUGAUAAUGAUUUUAUGUAUUAAAAAAAGAGACAAGGAUUUUUUUGUUUACCAAAUGCAUUGCUCAUAGCUUGAAAUACUUAUAUGAAAUACCUACAAACCUCAGCUUUAUCAUAUUAAUGAAUUGAGUGUUUCGGAAUCAUAUCUAUUUUUCAUGGGAAUGAUUUCCUAUUUGCCAAUAUCCCUAGUUCUGUAUUCCUUUAGUAGGUAGGUAUAGUUUCAAUAGAGUGUCAAAAUAAUAUUUAUGCUAGUUUAUUAUUAGGAGUAAUGAAUGUUAAGGUUACUCUGCGUCAACUAAACGUAAAAUGAACUAUGGUAAAAGUCUGAUAUACUGUUUCUGUAUUUAGCUAAUCAUUAUUUCGCAGCAAAAUCCAUUAUUACUUGUUCGCACAAAGUGAUUUGAAUUCUCAAAAAUAACGUGAGUUUGUUUAGACUUAAAAGGAUACGUGUUGAAAAUGUCACGUGGUCCCUCCUAGUCAGUGAAAAUUUCGUUCUAAACCAAAGAUCUCGAAUAAGCACAUUCCAAGUUCAAGAUGUGUUAAAAUCAAUAGGGAAUUUACCUAUCCUGUUUAAAAUGACGAAAAUCUCACUUUUUUAACUAAGAUCCUAUGAUGAUAAAUCUUUUAAUAGUAUGUUCAUUGUUUCCAGACUUUUCGCACCAAAGUAAUAUAUGUACUAUCUGUACCGUUCUAAGUAUGUAUGUGCCAAUGCCGCACGUUCAGAAACAAGGCUAUUUGUUUUUUUUUUGAGAUAAAAUGUGCUUAUACCACUAAUUUAAUUUAUAUUCACAAAAUAUUCUGUAUACAUUUAAAAAGUCAGUGAAUUCAAAAAGAUUUGAGAUUAUCGAAAAUGGAAUUUGUUACAAAAUUAUUCUUUUAAAAUUAAUGUGACUAUGUGAUACAAAAUCCGGGAAUUUAUGUCUAAUAUUUUUAAGUUGUAGUUUUCUUUGUUCUUCAGCAUUUUAACCUAACAUGUUUGGAGUUGUAUAUUGUGUAAUUAGUUAUUUUUUGGUGUAAAAAUAUUUAGAACUAUAUUAUCCUGUACAUACAAAUUUUAUAAAUAAUGGUGUUUGGGUGAUCUGUAUCUAAAAUAGUUUAAAAAUUACUUAUCACUAAAAUAAUACUUGUGUAAUAUGAAUAUUUGUAUGGAAAGCUAUUCAACAUAGGUAAUGGUAAAAGGUUUUUCGUUAUUCUCUAGUCAGGCUCUCAGUGGUUUGAGUAGAUUUCUUUGUGAUUUCAUUAACAUACAAAGAUUCUAUGUUUAAAUUCCAGCAAUAUGAGCUGAGCUAUGUUUACUGGCAAGUAUACAAAUAAUUGAAAGGUUGUAGUCUGAAGUUUCAUCAUAUUUUCUCCCCCAUCAUGUUCAUUUCUUUAUACCAACUAUCAAAUCAAUGCUGCAGAUACAACUCAGUAGGUAAUAAGUUGGGAAUAUUAUCAUGUUUACUACCAAAAUGAAGGCAAAGGAACAUGUGAUAAAACCUUGAUUAAACACGUUCGGUUCCUGUAUUGUCUACUGACUAAUAGAACUGAUAUUGAAAUCGGAUUAUUUACAUUUCCGGUUUCUAUGCUUGUAGCAGGCAUUAGUUAAUUUCUUCAAUAGUAACUUAUUAUUUUGUAUACUGUACUUGUUUAUCUUGUUUGUAUUUUACAUAAUUGAGUAAUUAUAAUUUAUAAUCUAGUGAAACCAUAAAAAAUUAUAAUUAUGUAAAUUUAAUGAUUUACGAAUGUUGUGUACUACCUACUAACAUGAUCUGAAUAUUUUUGUUAUACCGAUUACGGUACCUACGACAUAA